AAAUGGUGGUCGUGUAGUCAUCGGUUUUGCUAGUCGCAGUACGUAUUUCGAAAUCUUGUAGAUUUUUAUUUAUAUUUGAGCAGCAUAAUUAUGUUGUUGAUGCGGGUAAAGAAAUAAAUAACAUUUGAAAGAAUCACAUUCAAUAUUUUGGACUGUUUUAACAGAAUUAAAUACAUAGGUACAAUGGCUGCAACCAGGAGACUUCAAAAGGAACUAAAUGACAUCAGACAAUCGGGACUAAAAUCCUUCAGGGAUAUCCAAGUGGAUGAAUCUAACAUCCUUACAUGGCAAGGACUAAUUGUUCCUGACAAUCCUCCAUAUAACAAGGGUGCAUUUCGUAUUGAGAUAAACUUUCCAGCAGAAUAUCCAUUCAAGCCACCUAAAAUUAGUUUUAAAACCAAAAUAUACCAUCCUAAUAUUGAUGAGAAGGGUCAAGUGUGUUUACCAAUCAUCAGUGCAGAAAACUGGAAGCCUGCUACCAAGACUGACCAAGUGAUCCAAGCACUGGUAGCUCUUGUGAAUGAUCCAGAACCAGAACACCCAUUGCGUGCAGAACUUGCUGAAGAGUUCCUGAAGGAUAGAAAGAAGUUUAUGAAAAAUGCAGAAGAAUUUACUAAAAAACACAGUGAAAAGCGACCCUCAGACUAAAUUAACUAUUAUGUGGAUGUUUCAAUUGGCAUGGGUUUACAGCGAUGUAUUCAACUUUUCUUAAAAAAGGCUUGGUGUUAAUUAAGAUCAUAAUAUUACUUACAGGGUUUCAUUAAAAUAUACCUUUUUUGGCAUUUAGUAUUAAGUAAGAUUUACCAAUAAAUGGUUAUUUUAUAUCCUAGUUUUAAGAACUCGGGAUUCCUAAAUCAUUGCUGUAUAUCCAGGUUAAUUAUAUCUUACACUUAUGUCAGCUAUUGCUUGUCAUUAUCACUAUUUUGCUUACAGAAACUGGGCACUCUUAAGACUAAAUUAGGAAACUUAAUGAAAAUUGGAGAAGGUUUAGGAAUGCUUUGAAAUUAUUCAUGCUUAUUUACAUACAGUUUAAUAAUUGUCAAUAAUUAUGGACUUAAUCUGAUAAAAACAUAUUUAGGAAUUCUUUUUUCGGUAAGAAAAUCAUAUUCUCUUAUUAUUUGGUGUUUGAAAGAAUAGUCACCUUAUUAUGAAUGAAUGAUCAGGCAGAAUGGAAAAGAUAUAUAUUAUGGAUGGUUAAAUCUUCUAAUGGAUAAAGAAUAUAUUCAUUUAAAGUAGCCAAUACAUACUUUCAGAAUCUGUAUGUACAUAUGUCAAUAUGCCUGAGUAUUAUUAUUUAUUAUCUGUUUAAGUCACGUUACAUGGUAACUUACAGCAUGCUGAACAAUUCAGUGAUAAAACUUUAAAAUACAUUUUUUUUCCAAAUUAUUUGAAGUUUUACUUAUAUCUAUGACAUUUCCUUUUGCUUUCAGUCUUACUUACAGGAGUCCUAUCUCUGACAAAACAUACUUUGUUAAAAAUGAAUGUGAAUUUCAAUGGAAAGAUCAAUGUUCUCACUUAUAUCAAUUUAUUCAAGAAAUUCAUAUACAUCUAACUGCGUCAUAUCAUUGUUUUGAUUCUUUGUUAAGUUGCUUUUAAAUCUUUUAAAAAUACUAUCUGUUUGAGCUUUCUUAUCACAACUUUCUAGGUCAUUCUUCUUUUCUUUUAAUGUUGGUGCUUCUAGUGGCUUAAUAUUUAUGUAAUUCAAGUUUUCUGUGAACAAUUAUAUAAAGACCAUGUCAUAUAAAGUCUCAGGCUAUAUCUACAGCCUAUCAUAAAAUGUAAUUGAAAGAAAAAUACAUGUAUAUACAAAUAUAUAACUUAUUUCAUACUA
This is a messenger RNA of Diatraea saccharalis (sugarcane borer), 1831 nucleotides long. NCBI's taxonomy places the organism in Eukaryota, Metazoa, Arthropoda, Insecta, Lepidoptera, Crambidae. The record is from the annotation of a GenBank genome assembly.